Messenger RNA from Acanthosepion pharaonis, 822 nucleotides. The record is from the annotation of a GenBank genome assembly. Lineage: Eukaryota; Metazoa; Mollusca; Cephalopoda; Sepiida; Sepiidae.
AUGACAAUAUUUUUAGAAGCUAUUCAGGUUGCUUUUCUACUGUCUACCUCACUGAGUUUUGCUACUGUCAGCUAUUCCAGCCAUUGCAACUUUGUGCCUCCCCAGGGUUUGCUUACUGUGUGCCUCUCUGGGUUUUGCUACUGUUUACUUCUCUGGACUUUGCAACUGUCUGCCUCUCUGGGCUUUGCUACUGUCUGCCUCUCUGGGCUUUGCUACUGUCUGCCGCUCUGGGCUUUGCUACUGUCUGCCUCUCUGGGCUUUGCAACUGUCUGCCGCUCUGGGCUUUGCUACUGUCUGCCUCUCUGGGCUUUGCAACUGUCUGCCUCUCUGGGCUUUGCUACUGUAUGCCUCUCUGGGCUUUGCUAUUGUGUGCCUCUCUGGGCUUUGCUACUGUCUGCCUCUCUGGGCUUUGCUACUGUCUGCCUCUCUGGGCUUUGCUACUGUCUGCCUCUCUGGGCUUUGCAACUGUCUGCCGCUCUGGGCUUUGCUACUGUCUGCCUCUCUGGGCUUUGCAACUGUCUGCCUCUCUGGGCUUUGCUACUGUCUGCCUCUCUGGGCUUUGCUACUGUCUGCCUCUCUGGGCUUUGCUACUGUGUGCCUCUCUGGGCUUUGCUACUGCUUUCUUACUGUCUGCCCCUUGAGGCUUUGCUACUGUCUGCCCCACCAAGCCUUGCUUUGCUACUGUUUGCCUCUGUAGGCUUUGCUACUGUCUGCUUCUCUGGGCUUUGCUACUGUCUGCCCUUCCAAGCUUUACUACUGUCUGCCUCUCUGGGCUUUGCUACUGCAUGCCUCUCUGGGCUAUGCUACUGUCUGCCCCUCUGA